Juglans microcarpa x Juglans regia is the source of this 2075-nucleotide messenger RNA. RefSeq names its product transcription factor MYB61-like. Gene Ontology annotation, biological process: regulation of stomatal movement. The coding region runs from base 398 to 1747 and encodes 449 amino acids. The record is from RefSeq and is a predicted model, not a curated record. The transcript is spliced from 3 exons. Lineage: Eukaryota; Viridiplantae; Streptophyta; Magnoliopsida; Fagales; Juglandaceae.
UUUGAUUAGACAUAUGCAACUCAUCAGCUUCUUACCUUUCCUCCUCAUCUUUUUUUAUACAGACAGGCUCCUCUCUCUCUCUCUCUCCUAAAAGCAAAAAAAAAAAAAAAAACUAGACUCAAAAUAAAAGUACCUUCUUAAUUGAGUGAGACUUUUCUCUCUGGGGGGCUGCUUCUUAGUUCUUAUAUAGUAAUUCAACUCACUUUCUCAGCUGCAACUUCAUUUUCUCAACCUCCCUGUCACCUCUCUCUCUCUCUCUCCCCCCCCCCCCCCAGCAAAGCUCCCUACAAAUCCAUUCUGAGCCGCCUCCAGUUGUUGCUGACAGUUCAUCUAGGAUUCAGCACCGUUGCUGUUUAAGGAUAGAUUCUCCCUCAUAGGAGGUGGGUUUUACUCUGAAAUGGGAAGGCACUCUUGCUGUUAUAAGCAGAAGCUAAGGAAAGGCCUUUGGUCACCUGAGGAGGAUGAAAAGCUUCUGAGGCAUAUUACCAAGUUCGGCCACGGAUGUUGGAGCUCCGUCCCUAAGCAAGCAGGUCUGCAAAGAUGUGGGAAGAGCUGCAGACUGAGGUGGAUCAACUACUUGAGGCCUGAUUUGAAGAGAGGCACAUUCUCACAGGAAGAGGAGAACCUUAUAAUUGAGCUUCAUGCAGUUCUCGGGAAUAGGUGGUCUCAGAUUGCAGCACAAUUGCCUGGAAGAACCGACAACGAAAUAAAAAAUCUAUGGAACUCUUGCUUAAAGAAGAAGCUGAGGCAGAGAGGCAUUGAUCCCGUCACCCACAAACCACUUUCCGAGGUUGAGAACGGAGAGGACGAAGAUACAGCAGCCAAAAGCCGAGACAGAAUGUCGGUGGUUGUGUCCAAUGAACUGAAUCUCCUCGAGACACAGAAUUCAAAGCAAGAAGCAGCUUUACUCGAGCAGAGAGCGUCUUCAAUUGCUGCACAAGGCUGCUACCCUUUGGAUGUUCAGGGCUCUUCUAUCCCCAAAACAACAAACUGCAAUAACAGCAACAAUUUGAUGACACCCACAUCAAACAAGGACUUCUUCCAAGACAGGUUUGUAACAUCCCACCAAGAAAGUUCCUCCACCGACUGCCGGUCUUCAGAUUUCGUGGGUUACUUUCCGCCUCAGCAAUUGAAUUAUACAUCCAAUGCCAGGCUUCCCACAAACUCCAAUCCCAUUCACUGGUUCACCCAAAGUGGGAAGACCUUUGACAUGAAUUCAGAAUUUACCUCCAAUGCAAUAUCUGUUCUUUCACCUUCAACCAGUUCAUUUCUGCCUACCUCUACUGGUUACAAGCCUCCACCUACUUUUCCCUCAGAUAACGUAUCCAUUGGCUGUUUCACGGUAAAUGGAUCCCGUUACUGGGAACCCAGUGCCGCAACAAACAAUAACAAUUGCGGCAGCGGAAGCAGCAGCAGCAGCGCUGAGUUGCAAAGCAACAGCUUGUUUUCAUGGGGAUUGGCGGAUUGUAGCACGUCAAACAAAGAGACCCAAAUCCAUCUGAUGGAAAGCCAACCGGAAGAAAUAAAGUGGUCAGAGUAUUUUAGUAAUCCAUUACUGAUGGCGGCUGCUUUUCAAACUCAAACUCCACAGUCUUUAUACAACGAAAUAAAAUCGGAAACGCAUUUGGAGAAUGAUAAUUCAGGUACAAAGUGGCCUCACAACCAGCGGCAAGGACCUCUUCAAAGUACUGAUAUAUGUGGGAAGGAUAUCCAAACUCUUACAGCUGCUUUCGGGCAUACUUAUUAGCUAGCAUUUACAUGUCCAGCCUCUGUUCAGUGUGGCUGGAGAAUGAAAACUGCAGAAUUUUCAGUUACAAGAGGCUCCAUUCAAAUCCUAGCUAGCUGUUUUCUUGGUUCAGAUGUGUGCCAUUUAUUCUUCUUUUGUAUAUAAGUCAUAUACAAAACAUUUCUCCAGCCUCUGGGUUUGGUAUAUUUGCGAGGAAACAUCCAUGCUGUUACCUUAUUUUCUUCUUUGGUUUGAGGUAGAACUGCAAAACAAGGCUUGUACCGGUGUCUUUUUACUCUUGUUUAAUUUCCUCCAUGCUUAUGCUGAUAUACAGCGUUGCAAUUCUAUC